AUAUCACUGUUGGACGCCACUCUUCCAGUCGGGAUCACGAGACGCGGUCUUGUUGAACCUGUUCUUCAACACGGCAGAAACCAUGGCAACCAGCACAAACACACGAAAGCCCGUUGCCCUGGUAACGGGAGGCGGGAGCGGUAUCGGUCGUGCCACGGCGGUCAGGUUUGCUGAGCUCGGGUACAGCUGUGUGGUGGCUGAUAUCGACGAGCAGAGCGCCAAGGAGACACUGGGCAUGCUCCAAACUCCGGGCAUCGCCGUGCAGGUGGACGUUACCAUGGCGACAAGCGUGGAAGCCAUGGUAACCGCGGCGGUUCAGCGCUUCGGGCGGAUCGACUGCGCCUUUAACGGUGCCGGGACUGAGGGAUCGUACGCCAAAAUUGUGGAUUACCCAGAAGAGGAGUAUGACCGCGUUAUGGGCGUGAACGCCAAGGGCGUGUGGUUGUGUCUGAAAUACGAGAUCGCCCAGAUGCUGCAGCAGGAGCCCGUCGUGAGCGACCCGGCUAGAUGGGCCGACAAGCCGGACGUGUGCCGCUUCCGCGGGGUGCGGGGCAGCAUCGUCAGCGCCAGCAGCGUGAACGGUCUGAGGGGUGUUCAGUGCCUCAGCCCCUACUGCGCGUCAAAGUGGGCCAUUCUGGGGAUCACCGAGACAGCCGCAGUGGAGUACGCCAAGGACGGGAUACGUGUGAACGCCGUCUGUCCAGCGGGGACCGCUACUCCCAUGCUGGAUCGAUUCUGCGAAAUGUUGCCACUACACCUUCGCGGGCGAGAAGGUCCAAAGGGGUAUCCACUCGGUCGCGUAGCGGCGCCCGAGGAGAUUGCAGAGGCCGUGUGCUGGCUGUGCAGCGACGCCUGUCCGUUCACUACAGGAGAGCACCUGAAAAUUCUUGGGGGUCGGAUGUGAAGGCUGCUAUAAAGCUGAGUAACACAGGAAAAUCGCCUUUACAUCACGCCUUUAUAUGACACUGUAUGUGAAUCAAUAAAAGUUUACGUAACAUACGUUAGAUUUCAUUAUACUUCGUGAAAUUACUAUCAUA
Molecule: messenger RNA, 1037 nt
Organism: Branchiostoma floridae (Florida lancelet)
Lineage: Eukaryota; Metazoa; Chordata; Leptocardii; Amphioxiformes; Branchiostomatidae
Product: 2,5-dichloro-2,5-cyclohexadiene-1,4-diol dehydrogenase-like
Exons: 2
Coding region: 83-904 (273 amino acids)
Molecular function (GO): oxidoreductase activity
Source: RefSeq, a predicted model, not a curated record